Messenger RNA from Cryptomeria japonica (Japanese cedar), 2151 nucleotides. RefSeq lists its product as uncharacterized. The record is from RefSeq and is a predicted model, not a curated record. Bases 1 to 2151 code for a protein of 716 amino acids. The transcript is spliced from 6 exons. Gene Ontology annotation, molecular function: RNA-DNA hybrid ribonuclease activity; nucleic acid binding. NCBI's taxonomy places the organism in Eukaryota, Viridiplantae, Streptophyta, Pinopsida, Cupressales, Cupressaceae.
AUGGUCUCUGAGGAUGAGGUAGCUAUAUUGUGUGAACCUUACUCCUUGGAUGAAAUUAAAAUUGCUACAUUUGAGCUACACCCUCAUAAGGCCCUGGGUCCGGAUGGAAUGAAUACGGAGUUCUAUCAAAGAUUUUGGGAUUUUAUGGGCCAUGACAUUUGGAUGGUAGUGGAAGAAUUCAAGAGAAAAGUCUAUGGCUUUUUCAAAGCAACUAAUGGCCUUAGGCAAGGGGAUCAUCUAUCCCCUGCCCUCUUUGUCCCGAUGGCGAAGGUUCUUGGAAACUUAAUUAAAACAAAACAAGCAGCUAGGCAAUGGAACGACAUUCGACUCCAUAGAUUGAUAGAGCCCAUCACACACUCGCAGUUUGCUGAUGAUACAAUUUUGUUUGGAGCAGCUAUGGUGAGGGAAGCCAGAGGAGUGAUGGAAGUAUUAGAGGAGUACUUUCUGCUUUCGGGCCAGGAAAUGAACAAGGACAAAUCACACAUUUUCUUUUUUAACACAAACAAAAUGAAUCAAAAUAGCAUCACACAUAUUCUGGGUUUCAGCAUUGCCGAGUUGCCUCUUAAAUACCUUGGGAUCAGAAUUAAUAAGGGCAGUAGACAAACCCAAAUAUGGGAAGAUGUAUUAAACUCAUGCAAGAUGUCGAAUCAGGUUGGUGUGAAAUUAGAUGGCCUUUUAAAGAAAUUUGUUUGGGAAGGGGCUAAGGAUCAAAGAAGGAUACCAUUGAUAAAUUGGGAUACCAUGUGCAUGCUAAAAGAGGAUGGGGGUGCAGGGUUGAGAAAAAUGAAUAUCCAAAACACGACACUUGGUGCAAAGCUAUCGUGGAAAAUGGCUAAAUUCUGGCGGGACUCCUGGGAUGGUGAAUUGCCAUUGGCAGAAAUCUUCGAAGAUCAGGAUUGGAUUAAUUCCAUUGAAUCAGCCAUAGCCCUUAAUGGUCGUAUUCUCACUGGCAACAGACUCAAGACAAUCGACAUCCAUGGACCAAGCUGGUGUGCAUUAUGCAACGCUGAGGAAGAAUCGGUGGACCAUUUACUUUUCAAUUGUAAGUUUGCUCAAAGUUGUUGGGAGUGGUUUCUAAGUAUGAUGAACCUGUGCACAGUCAGGAAUGCGACACUUAAGGAUUUUCUAGUUUUAUGGCUUAUAUUCAACCAAUCUAAGUGGGGUGCACUGUGGCUGGUGGGGCCUAUAAUGAUUGUCUGGCUGAUUUGGAAAGAAAGGAACAAGCGAAUAUUCAAUGAGACAUCUAAACUAGUAGAAGUAGUUAUUAGCAUUCUAAAGGCUGCCAUUGAAGAAGCUCUAUGUGGUAAAUCUAAGAAUGUCAGAAAGUUCAGAUUCAAUGAUUGGGAUUUGGAAAUGGAGAAGAACUUGUCUCUCAAGAAUGCGAGCUUCCAUUAUCCCAGAAAGCAAAUUGAUAGGAGUAAGGUUAGAUGGGCUAAGCCUCAUUGCAAUUGGGUAAAACUAAACUUUGAUGGGGCCAACAGGGGUAACCAUGGGCAAGCUGGUUAUGGAGCAGUUAUUCGAGAUGAGGUUGGGAAUAUUGUAUCGGGCACCUACGGGCAUAUUGGACGAGCUACAAACAAUGAAGCGAAACUUAGAGCCCUUGAGGCUGGUUUGCUCCUCUGCAAACAGAAGGGUUUAUCUAAUGUGCAGGUCGAGGGAGACUCUCAAAUAAUUAUAAAUGGAGUGAUUAACUCUAGGUUUACAAAUUGGAAAAUGGCCAAAUGGCUUCCUCACAUACACACUCUGCUGCAAUCAAUCAGGCCUUAUGAAAUAUCUCACAUCUUUAGGGAAGGUAAUCGAUUGGCAGAUCUUUUUGCCAAUCUUGGUGUCAUGUCGAAUGUGGCAGAAGUUGAGUCCGAGGACGAAGAGGAGGGGAGUGCGGAUGAAGGGAGUGAUGAGUCCGAUGAUAGUAAGAGAAACCGGGCCGAACGUAGGCGUGUGGAGAAGGAAGAACUAAAGGAGAUGAUGAGGACAUUCGGUGAAAAUGCUUGGGAAGUUUUCAGGUGUGCGGUGCAGAAUGGGAAUAUGGCUCCCUUCUGUAGAGUGACAAACUUUGAAACUUGGUGGUUCUCGGCUGGAGCAACAGAAACUGUAAUCAGUGUGGGAGAGUUUGCAGGGGUCAUCAUGCAAACUCUCAGUGGCGGUGCAUAA